GCUAGAGCUAGAAUUCGUAGAGUCGUAGAAGUGCUUUCUUGUCCUUGACUGCUGGUGAGGGGCCAUGGGCAACGGCUGUUGAUGACAGCCCUUGAAGAGAGUUCCGGUUACGCCAUACCCCCAAGCGAAUCGCGGCAGCUUGGGGCUGAAGAAUUGGAAAUUGCAGUGGUGGGCGUGAGUGGAGAUGGGUUCAAGGUCCGAGUGCCCAAGUCCUUGACUGCCUCUGAGCUUCGAAAUAUCAUCCGGGAUCGACUUCCGCUGAAAGCUGGAGCAAGAGUUGUGGUGAUGAAAGGCUCUCAGAAGCUUUCAUUAUCGAAGACUCUGGCCCAAGAAGGGCUGGUGCAAGAGAAACCAACUUCUUUGUCCUACGCCUAUGAGGUGACUAACCUGCAGGAGGCUUGGAGAUGUUUCCAAGAACGCCCUGUCGACGAUGAGUCGAUAGCCCUCGAGGGGAUACUGCAGCUACGAGGGCUGAGAAAGCUAGCUCAGCUAAAGAACCUUGUCACCCUCAAAGACCUUGCCUUUGGCGACGAGUUCAACCAGAGUUUGCAGGGAGUGGUUUGGCCCAGCGGCCUUCAAAGUCUUUCCUUUGGCUCUCAGUUCAACCAGAGCCUGGAAGGAGUGGCUUGGCCCAGCGGCCUUCAAAGUCUUUCCUUUGGCUAUGAGUUCAACCAGAGCAUGGAAGGAGUGGCUUGGCCCAGCGGCCUUCAAAGUCUUUCCUUUGGUGACCGGCCUUCAAAGUCUUUCCUUUGGUUUUAAGUUCAACCAGAGCCUGGAAGGAGUGGCUUGGCCCAGCGGCCUUCAAAGUCUUUCCUUUGGCUAUGAGUUCAACCAGAGCCUGGAAGGAGUGGCUUGGCCCAGCGGCCUUCAAAGUCUUUCCUUUGGUUUUAAGUUCGACCAGAGCCUGGAAGGAGUGGCUUGGCCCAGCGGCCUUCAAAGUCUUUCCUUUGGUUUUGAGUUCGACCAGAGCCUGGAAGGAGUGGCUUGGCCCAGCGGCCUUCAAAAUCUUUCCUUGGGUAAAAAGUUCGACCAGAGCCUGGAAGGAGUGGCUUGGCCCAGCGGCCUUCAAAGUCUUUCCUUUGGUUUUAAGUUCAACCAGAGCCUGGAAGGAGUGGCUUGGCCCAGCGGCCUUCAAAAUCUUUCCUUUGGUGACGAGUUCAACCAGAGCCUGGAAGGAGUGGCUUGGCCCAGCGGCCUUCAAAGUCUUUCCUUUGGCUAUGAGUUCAACCAGAGCAUGGAAGGAGUGGCUUGGCCCAGCAACCUUCACCGCAUUUCUUGUUGGUCUUGGGCUCUGAAGAGAGCGAAUUGGCCAAGCAGCUUUCUGUGUUUGGAGGUUACGGGCCCGAGAUCUGAAGCAGUGGAAAUGGAUAUUCCUGAAGGGUUGCAAAAGUUUGCGUACACUGUUUAUGAGGACGAGGACGUGGAAGACACAUGGAUGAUUUCCACAUUGGACAUUUCCACAUUGUAGAAGAAGCACGGCUACGAGUGACCAAAAAAGCCCUCC
This is a messenger RNA of Durusdinium trenchii, 1504 nucleotides long. Lineage: Eukaryota; Dinophyceae; Suessiales; Symbiodiniaceae. The record is from the annotation of a GenBank genome assembly.